Molecule: messenger RNA, 270 nt
Organism: Bipolaris zeicola 26-R-13
Lineage: Eukaryota; Fungi; Ascomycota; Dothideomycetes; Pleosporales; Pleosporaceae
Exons: 1
Coding region: 1-270 (89 amino acids)
Source: RefSeq, a predicted model, not a curated record
AUGCGCGGAAGAAUGGCGUGCAUAGCAGGCGGUGCCCCAGAUUCUAAAAUUAUUGUUACACCAUCGCGAACUCAGCCUCUAGAGCGCCCUAGUAUUUUAACCUUUGCUGACGGUGGAGCGCAACCAGGGCUGUGCCGUGCCAACGCAAGCCAAGACCGUCAGCAAACCCUCAGCUCUCCCUCCCAUCACCGCCAUCUGAUCACGCUCUGCGGCGGACCUAACCGCAUUCUCUUGCUGGAAAAAUUCCGGCCCAUAUGUCAGACGCAGUAA